AUGACUAUAUUGCCACAAAAGAAGAAAAUAGAGUUACUUAACAAGGUUCGUAGGAUAGAAAGAAAGAAGUCUUGCUCGAUUCGAGAAUUUGCCCAAUUCAUAGGACUAUUAGUGGCAAGCUGCCCAGGUGUCGAUUACGGUAUGAUACACACCAAAUCGUUAGAAGUAGCAAAAUUACAAGCGCUUGAAGAAAAUGAGGGUAACUUCGAAAAAACUAUGAAAAUUCCUAAAUCAAUUAAGGGCGAUUUAGGUUGGUGGAAAAGGAAGUUGGAGUCUUCGUACAAGAAAAUCAAAUCAAUGUGUUUCGAAAGAGAGAUUUUCUCAGACGCUAGUAAAACGGGCUGGGGAGCUUACUGUAGUGGUAAACAAGCUUAUGGGCACUGGACUUCCAAACAAUCAGAUCUACACAUAAACCAGCUGGAGUUAAAAGCUGCUCUACUAGCACUGAAAUGUUUUGCUAACGACCUUUCGGAUUGCGAAAUCCUGCUCAGGGUAGACAACACGACAGCGAUGGCUUACAUUAAUAAAAUGGGUGGAGUGAGAGUAGAUUAUUUACACAAAGAUGCGGAGAAACUCUGGAAUUGGUGUGAAGAGCGACGGCUGUGGGUAUUUGCCGAAUACAUUUCUUCUAAGGAAAAUAAAGAAGCUGACGCGUUGUCUAGAAUACAAAAUAUAGACACCGAAUGGGAACUGGCGGAUUACGCCUUUCAUCAGAUUCGAAAAACAUUUGGAGAACCGGAGAUCGAUCUGUUUGCCUCAAAAACUAACAAAAAGUGUAGGAUUUAUUCCUCAUGGGAGAGAGACCCUGACGCAAUUGUCGUCAAUGCUUUCACACUCUCAUGGUCAAACUUAAACUUUUACGCAUUCCCACCUUUCAGCAUAAUUGCCAAGGUGCUUCAUAAAAUUAAAGUCGAGAAAGCUUCCGGUAUCGUAGUGGUACCUCGCUGGACUAGUCAGAUAUGGUUUCCAGUAUUUAUGAAAUUGGUCAAAGGACCGUAUUUAGAAUUUCAUCCAAAUGUCAAUCUCUCACCUUGCAGAACACGGUAUCAUUCAUUAGCGUCCAAGCUUACCCUGGUUGCCGCCAGGUUAUCAGCGAAGCCUUGA
Molecule: messenger RNA, 1104 nt
Organism: Vollenhovia emeryi
Lineage: Eukaryota; Metazoa; Arthropoda; Insecta; Hymenoptera; Formicidae
Exons: 1
Coding region: 1-1104 (367 amino acids)
Molecular function (GO): nucleic acid binding; RNA-DNA hybrid ribonuclease activity
Source: RefSeq, a predicted model, not a curated record